AUGACGAGACCAGAAAUUAUUCGAGCUGAUUCCAUUGAUCUCCAGGAUCAGUCCUCCCCAUCUGCGCAAGAUCACACACGACAACCAACAAAGGCAGCCCCCCUUGGCCUUGGUCCCCCGGCGCCACAUCAAGCGGAGGCAUUGCGAGAAGUAGCUGCAGAAGUGGCAGAGCAAAAUGGUCGAAGUCCGCGAGUGUCAAAAGAAUGGACGUCUGGCGAGGCUCAACAGAUGCAGAGCUAUGGAGAGGACGACUUGGUUGCGGGAGUAAAUUCGAAACUCAAUGGCACCAACGGCCAGCAACAAGAUGAUUUGGCUGUUGCGCAGAAUGGUGGCCUGACGGGAUCCACCGCUGAGGAUGCGGAUAUGGCAGAUGCUGAAGGUGACGACGGAAUGGACGACGAUAUGAUGGACAAAAUCUCAAGUUCACCCUCAAUCGACGAUGGUGGGUAUUCUCUUACGAACUUAUGGCCAAUGAGGUCCACCUCUCUUUCUUGCGCUCCAGAAACGAAACUACAUCGUUCACAAGCGUGCGGUAUAAGUUCACCAGUCGUAGUAACUCCUGAUCGCUAUCCGUUCCAGCUUCGACAAGGGAAACUCGAUGUUGGUGACGUAGACAGUGAUCAGGUGAAUCAAAAUCAUCAUCUUCGGGGUGAGUAUCUGGAUGGAGAAACCGAGGAGGACGAGGACUUGAGCAAUUACGAAGAGCUUACGAGUGAGAUUGAGCCACCAUCACCUAUGUUUGUUCAGCAGACGGGUCCUUACCACGAAGCGCACGGCGACCCUUUCUCCGACGAUACCCCUGAGACGUCUCCCGAAAAACCUCUAACUAUACACAAUCCGGAUGAGCUAGAACCCAGUGACAACGAUGAAAUGAUGGUUACCUACCAAAGCUCAGAAGAAGAUGAUGAUUUUGAAAUCCCCUACAAUACUGAUUCUAGAUAUGUCGAUUCUGGAUGGGGAGGAGAAUGCUUACGAGAUACAGAGGACAUUGAUUUUGAGUUCGUUUACGCCCUUCAUACUUUCGUCGCGACGGUCGAAGGACAGGCAAAUGCCACAAAGGGAGAUACGAUGGUUCUCUUGGAUGACAGUAACAGCUAUUGGUGGCUUGUUAGAGUGGUGAAAGAUAGCAGUAUUGGAUAUUUACCAGCAGAACAUAUCGAAACACCUACUGAGAGAUUGGCACGUUUGAACAAACACAGAAAUAUUGAUCUUACAUCGACUAUGCUUGGUGACCAAGCAGAAAAAUCAAAAAACCCCUUGAAGAAGGCUAUGCGAAGACGGAACGCCAAAACUGUGCAGUUUGCGGCUCCAACUUAUGUCGAAGCUUCGGACAUAGACUACUCCAGCGAUGAAGAGGAUGGAGAGGGAGAGUUUUACAGGUCAAACGCAGCGCAAGAACAGGCUGGUACAGAUCAGGAGACAGCGGAAGAUGACGAUGAUGUGAAUACUGUGCAGCCUUUGAAGCCGAGAGCAGAAAUCCGCGAGGUAAAGUCAGAUCCCGCGGAAACAGACGCGAAAGCAGGAGCUUUGGUUUCCAACGGAUCAGCUGAAGGCACCCGGACGAGCGACGAGAUUUUUGAUGGCAAGCCGGAAAGUAAAUCACGCAAUGGUACUGUCAGAAAUACAGAUUCUUUCUUCAAGGAUGAUUCUGUUGAGACUAGGAAGAUCACACUCACACCGAAUUUGCUCCGCGAUGAUUCUAGCACUUCAACGCGAACUUCAAAUGAUUCGAAGGAAUUUAGCAAGCGACCGAGUCUUGACAAACUUGAGAAAGACUCAUCUUCGGACAAGUCGAAAGAUAAAAAGGAUAAAAAGGACAAAAAGGAGAAGGAGAAAAAACCAGGCAUGCUCAGUGGCCUGUUCAAGAGGAAAGAAAAGAAGAGCAAAGCUACUGACGACGAAAUGGAUGAAAGCAUGGCAAGCAAACAGUCAACAGACAAUCCUAGAGGCUCGCCGGUUCCAAGCAAAGAUUCGGACGAAAUCGCUUAUGCAGACGAAAGUUCCCAGGUAUCUUCAGUUGAAGUACAACGCCAGCCAAGCAAGUUGCACAAACAGCCCCCACCAGAGGUGUCAUUGAGUCAGAAAUCGCUAUCAAGCAAAGAACCAAAAGCAGCCGAGCAGGUGCAACAAGCGCCUGCACCUGAGCGACCACCUCCAGCAAACUCUGCCCAGACUCCAUCGAUGCGCUUGGUUCAGUCCGAACCUGAUACACUUUCACAACAGCCACGUUCAGCAGAGUCUUUCGAUAAGCCCAAAACACUUUCUCCUAUCAUCACCACACAAAAAGAACAGAAGCCCGCCGGUACUAUCUCUAAGAUCCUACGUUCUGCAAGUGGAAGUACCUCGGAACCUAAACCGAUCAAGGCGAAAAAGGCCAAAGAACGUGUUGAGUUGGAUGACUUCGAUUCCACGCCUGAGCAGUCUCCAGUCGACGAACCUGAACGAACACCACCAAGCAAACAAACUCGUCCAAUCCCUGGUAGCUUUCCCGAAAGCUACAUGAGUGAAAGGCCCACUGCGACUGAAGACAGACUGUCCGAGUCACCAGUUCAAGUAUCACCAAUUACUCCUACUCAAUCAUAUCCACCGCCUCUCAUGGUUGAUAAUUCUAGUCAAGACGAACCGCCAUCACCUCAAUCUUCUCCGUCUCCUGAACUCAUUGAUGUCGAUGAGACCCAAGAUAAGAAGGGUCCUGGUAGUUCUACAACGUCUCGAUCAACACCUACUUGGAGCGACUCCCAUCUCAGAACGUUCUUUGAUGACGAUGCGGAUAUCAAAGACCUACUUGUCGUGGUUUAUGAUAAAUCCGGUGUUGUACCCGCUGGUCCGGACCAUCCAGUCAGUGGUAACCUUUUCCGCGAAGAGAAUGCCAAGCUGGCAGAUAUCACUAAUCGCUUAGAUGGCAUGCUUGGCGAUUGGUUAGCUCGCAAAAUGAGGACACAAGGGUCUCGAUAA
This is a messenger RNA of Glarea lozoyensis ATCC 20868, 2955 nucleotides long. RefSeq names its product SH3-domain-containing protein. Lineage: Eukaryota; Fungi; Ascomycota; Leotiomycetes; Helotiales; Helotiaceae. The record is from RefSeq and is a predicted model, not a curated record. Gene Ontology annotation, molecular function: protein binding. The transcript is spliced from 5 exons. Gene Ontology annotation, cellular component: microtubule cytoskeleton; cell tip. The coding region runs from base 1 to 2955 and encodes 984 amino acids. Gene Ontology annotation, biological process: establishment or maintenance of actin cytoskeleton polarity.